Drosophila takahashii is the source of this 390-nucleotide messenger RNA. The record is from RefSeq and is a predicted model, not a curated record. NCBI's taxonomy places the organism in Eukaryota, Metazoa, Arthropoda, Insecta, Diptera, Drosophilidae.
CGACAAUCAAACCAAAUCAAAAUGUUCAAGAUCCUGCUUGUCUGCGCCCUUGCCGCCCUCGUGGCCGCCAACGAGAAUGCCGAGGUCAAGGAGCUGGUCAACGAUGUGAACGCCGAUGGCUUCGUCAGCAAGUUGGCCCUGGACAACGGAGUCGUCUCUUCGGCCACCGGAGAUGUCCACGGAAACAUCGAUGGCGUCUUCGAGUGGAUCUCCCCCGAGGGCGAGCACGUCCGUGUGAGCUACAAGGCCGACGAGAACGGAUACCAGCCCCAGAGCGACCUGCUGCCCACUCCCCCUCCAGUCCCAGAGGCCAUCCUCAAGGCCAUCGCCUACAUCCAGGCCCACCCCAGCAAGGAAUAAGCGAUCGUUGUGGCGCUAGAACUCAACCAC